Messenger RNA from Coregonus sp. 'balchen', 8287 nucleotides. NCBI's taxonomy places the organism in Eukaryota, Metazoa, Chordata, Actinopteri, Salmoniformes, Salmonidae. The record is from the annotation of a GenBank genome assembly.
GCUCGGACAUGGCCAUCUUCUGCCUGCUGUGUGGGAAGCGCUUCCAGGCGCAGCCGGCGCUGCAGCAGCACAUGGAGGUCCACGCCGGUGUGCGCAGCUACAUCUGCAGCGAGUGCAACCGCACCUUCCCCAGCCACACGGCACUCAAACGCCACCUUCGCUCGCACACAGGUCAGUGGCAGUGGCGACGCAUACCAUCUAGGAGCAGCUACACUAUAUAUACAAAAGUAUGUGGACACCCCUUCUAAUUAGUGGAUUUGGCUAUUUCAGCCACACCUGUUGCUGACAGGUGUAUAAAAUCGAGCACACCACCAUGCAAUCUCCAUAGACAAUCAUUGGCAGUAGAAUGGCCUAACUGAAGAGCUCAGUGACUUUCAACGUCGUACCGUCAUAGGAACCCACCUUUCCAACAAGUCAGUUCAUCAAAUUUCUGCCUUGCUAGAGCUGCCCCGGUCAACUGUAAGUGCUGUUAUUGUGAAGUGGAAACGUCUAGGAGCAACAACGGCUCAGCCGCGAUGUGGAAAGCCAUCCCAGAAGACUGGAGGCUGUUAUAGCAACAAAGGGGGGACCAACUCCAUAUUAAUGCCCAUGAAUUUGGAAUGAGAUGGUCGACGAGCAGGUGUCCACAUACUUUUGGUCAUGUAGUGUAUGUGAACUCCCCCUCUAUCCUAGUGGACUAGGACACACUCCAAUAGGCUACUCAUGUUCUCUCACACUAACCAGUAAACUCAAACACCUCUGACUACCCUACUAACAUAUGACGUUGUCACAACGUUGCAGAUAGAUUGUGAGAAGGUUGGUCAUCACAUUAGGCAAUUUGCGCUGUGACAACAUCAUUUUGCAAUGUUGUGGCAACCAGUGAAAACUACACAUAGACCUGCUAAAGACUGACAGGGAAAAGGUUGUCAACACAGUACCCUUAGGUCAACAGCUGUAAAGGAAUCCAUAUUUCUUAUGAUGACGUGAUGGAUUGUCCCGUUGACAGACAUGGGUGACAGUAUAUUCGACAAGUGGCGAUGUCUCAGUAGUCUAGCAUCAGUUUAAACUCUAGAGCCCUGCAGGGCAACAACACGUGUCUCACCACAUCAUGCUCAUGGUUCUGGCUCCUGAACAUGGUUGCCUAUUAUCUAACUCACUACAAUGUUUCUUCCUAGAAGGAAUUGUGUAAUCCCGGCUCUAAAACACAUUUAGUGUUUCCUAGUAGGCUAGUCUACUAUUUGCAUGGCUGGCUGAAUAAACAGAGAGAUCUGGUCAUUUGCUGAAUAAAUUCAUACCAUGAUCAAACGGAGCUGCUAUAUACCUCCAGGCUGGCUCGUUGGUGAGGAAAGGCCAUGUUAAUACUGUCUGUUGUGAGAAGGACGAGGCUGGAGAGAGUGCCUGGUGGAUGAGGUGAUUUAGGGAGAAGCCCCUGUUACCGUGACAGAAUAUGAGAACAUGGAAAUGAAUCCCAUUUCGCUUGCAAAGGAUAGACACUCUCAUCUUCCCUUUUUUUUCCCUCUAUCCUCCGCCGUCUGUCUGCGACCUUAAAUAACAGUCUCUCUGUCAGAGCUGAUCUAGCUCACUGGCUCACAGAUAAAUAUUUGAAACGAAGGCGGCGAGAUGAGCGCAGCCAACUUAUUUACAAGCCGAGGUGCAGUGAUUUAGUGCGACUGACAAGAUGAGGUGGUCCUGUAUACUGUACUUCCGCGUCUGCUACUCUGCUUUCGCGCCAAACCUCGGGAGAGGACCAAUGACGUAUACAGUGCAUUAGGAAAGUAUUCAGACCCCUUGACUUUUUCCACAUUUUGUUACGUUACAGCCUUAUUCUAAAAUGGAUUAAAUUGUUCUUCAUCAAUCUACACACAAUACCCUGUAAGGACAAAGCAAAAACAGGUUUUUAUACAUUUUUGCAAAUAUAAAAAAAAUAAAAAACAGAAAUAUACAUUUACAUAAGUAUUCAGACCCUUUACUCAGUACUUUGUUGAAGCACCUUUGGCAGCGAUUACAGCCUCGAGUCUUCUUGGGUAGGGAGCUAUAAGCUUGGCACACCUGUAUUUGCGGAGUUUCUCCUAUUCUUCUCUGCAGAUCCUCUCAAGCUCUGUCAAGUUGGAUGGGGAAUGUCACUGCUCAGCUAUUUUCAGGUCUCUCCAGAUAUGUUCGAUCGGGUUCAAGUCCGGGCUCUGGCUGGACCACUCAAGGACAUUCAGAGACUUGUUCCGAAGCCACUCCUGCGUUGUCUUGGCUAUGUGCUUAGGGUCGUUGUCCUGUUGGAAGGUGAAUCUUCGCCCUAGUCUGAGGUCCUGAGCGCUCUGGAGCAGGUUUUCAUCUCUGUACUUUGCUCCGUUCAUCUUUCCCUCGAUUCUGACUAGUCUCCCAGUCCCUGCCGCUGAAAAACAUCCCGACAGCAUGAUGCAAUCUUGGUUUCAUCAGACCAGAGAAUCUUGUUUCUCAUGGUCUGAGCGUUCUUUAGGUGCCUUUUGGCAAACUCCAAGCGGGCUGUCAUGUGGCUUUUACUGAGGAGUGACUUCCGUCUGGCCACUCUACCAUAAAGGCCUGAUUGGUGGAGUGCUUCAGAGAUGGUUGUCCUUCUGGCAGGUUCUCUCAUCUCAGCCAAGGAACUCUGUCGUUCUGUCAGACUGGUCAUUGGGUUCUUGGUCACCUCCCUGACCAAGGUCCUUCUUUCCCGGUUGCUCAGUUUGGUCGUACGGCCAGCUCUAGGCAGAUUCUGGGAAGUUCCAUAUUUCUUUCCAUUACCCAAUGAUGGAGACCACUGUGCUCUUGGAAACUUUCAACACUCUAGAAAUUGUUGUAUACCCUUCCCCAGAUAUAUGCCUCAUCACAAUUUUAUCUCGGAGAUCUACGGACAGUUACUUGGAAUUCAUGGUAUAGUUUCUGCUCUGACAUGCACUGUCAACUGUGGGACCUUAUGUAGACAGGUGUGUUUCUUUCUAAAUCAUGUCCAAACAAUUGAAUUGGCCACAGGUGGACUCCAAUCAAGUUGUUGUGACAUCUCAAGGAUGAUCAAAGGAAAUUGGAUGCACCUAAGCUCAAUUUGGAGUGUCAUAGGAAAGGAGUGUGAAUACUUAUGUAAAUUAGAUACUGUAUUUAUGUAUUUCAUUGUCAGUAAAUGUACAAACAUUUCUAAAAACAUGUUUUCACUGUCAUUAUGGUGUAUUGUGUGUAGAUGGGUGAGAGAAAAAUAAAUAUUUAAUCAAUUUUGAAUUCAGGCUGUACCACAUGAAAUGGGGAAUAAGUCAAAGGGUAUGAAUACUUUCUAUCUCACAGCUGCAAGCACAAUAGCUAGAGCAAGUACAAUAUACACAAUAUACGCAUGCUUGAUAGAUCAUUGUUUCGGUAGACCGAUAGCUUUGGAAAGCAGCUUCGCUGAUGUCGCCCUCUGUUUGACAUUGGUUCAAUAUUGAUGACAGAGCGAGGCAACAGAUUUAAUUUAGCUUAUUACAGUGUAUCAAUCUCCCAUUUAUUUAUUCCCUGGAGAAGGUUACGCUAACCCCACAGUCUGUUUCCCUCUCACUUCUUCCACUCUGUCUCUCUAUUCAUCUGUAAUCCCCAUUUUUGUUCUCUAUCUGACACAUUCUAUCUAUCCCUCUCCCUCUUUCUUCCCCUCUCUCGUUUCAUCUCUGUUCCUCAAAAGAGAGGCUGCACACACACAGGCACACACACAUGGACACACUGUUGUACAAUGGGGCCUCAUAAUGAUGGCGGCCUCCUCCGUCCUCCCUCCCCUCUGCGCUUGCAGACGCGCGCCCCGGUCCCUCGUUAAUAUUCCGUUGUUGUGCGACGGUCGCUUGUGUAUUUUAACUCUGAGCCCAUUUGCCGUCUGUGGCGGAGUGUUUUGUGUUCGCAGCUGUGUUUGAUAGCGUCAGGCUAGAGAGAGAGAGAGAGAGAACGAUAGAUAGAGGGAGAGAGAGGGCCCUGGCAGUGACAGAGCCCCCUGAUUUACCGACGCUUAUCGCAUAAUGAACCAGCCCUCGGUGCCUACGGGCACACGGCGCUCACGCCAGCACCUGGGGGAGUGGGGAUAGACUGAAGUGGGGUGGGGGCAUGGGGGUUGAGGCAGCAGGUACACCCCCAGGGGGCAUGGAAACGCAGGUGGCAGCACCCAGGGUACCCAAGGGUCCACUCCUAGUCCACUGUUCUGCCUCAGUGUGCUGGGUCCUCAUCUGUGCCCCCUCGCUGUCAUUAGACCCCAGCAGGCACUGUGUCUGUCUGACAGACACAGAGAGAGAAAGGGAGAGAGAAGGGGGAGCAGCAGAGCGGUGCAGUGAGAGAGACGGCGAUAUAAAGAGUUGUGGGAGGGGAAAAAAGAGGGAGGGAGGGAGGGGGGAGAGAUGGAGUGAGAGAAGGAAAAGGGAAAGGAGGGAGGGGAGAGAGAGAGAGGGACAGAGCGAGAGAGAUAGUGAAAGCCUUCUGAUUUACGAUGCUGUAUCUCCAGUGCCUGGGAGCGUAAUGUAUUACUGACUAAAUGAAGUCCUGCCUGGCCUUUGGAUUGCAGCACAAUGUGAUUAUGGCAUUGUCUUACAUUUGUUAAAGUCAAACAUUGACUUUUUGCAUAAGGAAGCAAUGAAGUCCCCUCCCUGAUAAUAACAAUGACAUUUUGUUAGUUUUAUAUAUAUAUAUAUAUAUAUAUAUAGUAUGUGUUAUAACACAUUGUCUGUGUGAAUUUGAAGGUAAGUAACCUUCCAUAGUCUGUGCACUGAGCAUUAGCAUGCUCUCCUCCAGAUCUGUCUGAUUGGGGCUCAGCCUGCUCCUAAUUAAAGGCAGGUGAAUCUCAGCUCCAUUACUAUUCCUGUAGCGUCGUGUGGGCUCCGCCGUGCUCUGUCAUGGAUUGUGAUCUCUGCAGUGGCUGAAACGCUAGAAAAGAGCACAAUGUCUUACAGCGGGAGCCACUGAUAACUUCAUGCAAACAAAUAAAGACUGUCACUUUUAUAGAUUUUUCCCCUCCCCCCUUCCCUCCUCAUCCCUCCACUCUUGAUUCUCCCUCAGUCUCUCCCUCUCUUUCUCUAUAUAUCUUUUUUUCUCGCUCUCUUUUUAUCCCUGCCCUCCCCCCAACCAGAAAGCGUCAAACUCGCCGGGCGUCGCAUCACCCCAAACAGCCGCCGCGUCCAAAUGUGAAUAGCAUUUAAGGCGCAUCUCUCUCCAACGAAAAUACGUGCCAGAGGAAAUUGACAUUGUCUCUUGACGGGGGUGAUGGGUGCCCGAGCAUGACAGUACAUAACGAGAAAUGCAAUUUAUUCCCUGGCACGGUGCCUCUCGGACAGCUAGAUAAUGAAACGCGUAGGUCAUUGGCGAUGACUUAAACCUUCAGCGGUGGAGUGAAAUGCAUUAAAUAUCGAGAACAUUACACGCCUGGCAGCAUGGCGCAUCUGUACCGGGGUGCGAAUGAUGUAUGAGCAGCUGCUAGUCAGACACAGGAAAGCAAUUAGUCACCGAGUGUUGGAGAGAGCCUCCGCAUAUCAUAAUAUCCCUGAUUAUUGACAUCUAAAUAUCCAUUACACGAGUGUCCCCAGGGUGGCAAGGGUACAGUGCUCUAACUUGACCUACAAAAAGGGAGAACUUGAGUGGACUGGAACAAGUGUUUUUACAAAUGAUGUUAGAAUGUUGUCCCCGAUAGCUCAGUGUGAUUGCGAACCUAUUCUAGUCUUUGUCACGUAAUAUUCAUCUUCUCAUUAAAUAGAAACACACUUGUACUUCUAUAGCUUUCUUUCUGUAUGACCUCUGUUAUGUUUGUAUAUUUGCAACUGUAACACAAAGCUGUGAGUGCACUCCAAUUUGGUUGUUCCCUUUUAUUUAUUUUAUGUGUCUCUCUAUCUUAGUUAUUACAUGAAGGACUGCAACUCAAUCAAACAUGAUCAAAUAUUGUAGGAGAAAUAUCUUUGGAAUUAUGUUCAAUUGUUAUAAAGGGAGUCUGUGUUGUCCCCUUGUUCAGCAGGUGACCAUCCGUAUGAGUGCGAGUUCUGCGGGAGCUGCUUCCGUGACGAGAACACUCUAAAGGGCCACAAGCGCAUCCACACCGGGGAAAAGCCCUAUGAAUGUAACGGCUGUGGUAAGAGGUUCAGCCUCAAGCACCAGCUGGAGACCCACUACCGUGUGCACACAGGUAUGCAUCAUUAGAAUCACAAUGGACGGGAAAAUCACCGGAUAUAUGUAAACUCCGUUAAACUGGGAAAAUGUUAACUCUGGUACACUGGGAAAAUAUCAGCUCUGUUACACUGGGAAAAUAUCAGCUCUGUUACAGUGGGAAAAUUGUACAAGCUUUCAUGGCUUGUACAACAAAUAGAGUAAAAGGGUUAGUGUACCAUGCUAAUAGUUUCUAACAGUACAGUUCCCUCUGGAGACUAGUUAACUCACUGGAGAUCCAGCUCGGCUCCAUAACAGAUUGAAUUCAGUGUUGUAACACAGAAGAAGGGGAAGUGUAUGACAAGUGUUCAAUAGUUUUAUACUGGGCAUUAAGAUGGGCUGGGAGCAAUGUGCGCAAUAGAUUGCUCAUUUUACAAAGCAUACUGUACACAGACUGUUUUUAUGAAUGAUUCCAAGGGCCAGUAAACAGAGGCUUGCGGAGGAGCCACCAUAUUGAUCCCAGGCCUUUACAGCUCCAUAAAGGUGUCAAUCAGCCGCUGGCACUUGUCACUCUCGUGAUUUACGUCCCCAGACAUGAGGAUUAGGGGCAUGUGCUGUGAGUCAGUGUGCCAUGAGGGACACACACCACCUAGUAUCCCAGGUCUGCUGUUGAGCCAAGGUUUUACCUGCUUCAACCCUCCACCAACACUCCUCCCCUGUCUCCCAUUCAAUAAGCCAGCUGUUAAGCCGCACUAUCAAGACAGCCUGUCAAAUAAUUGCCCCCCCCCCUUUCCCCUUUUGUGGGGCCAGGGGCCUUAAUUCGCGGUGAGCCAAAGCGCACUGGAGAUAACAAGAGCAAGUGACAAGCUGACAGUCAAAGGCCACCGCGCACAAAAGGGGGCCGCUUGAUGAAUCAUCGACAUUGGCAACCUCCCCCCUCCUUCCCCCCUCCCCGAGUCCCACCUGUCAAUGGCGGAUCAAUACUGGUUCCCAUUUGCAAUUCAUUAGUGCCCAAUUAUCUGAGGCGACCCUGUUUACAGUGUGGUUAUUGUAUACACUGCUGGCACGUGGGGCCUCGGCAGUCAACACGCACUGUAAUCACCAUCUUCUUGGCAUGGCUAUUUGCGUAGGCAGGUAAACACAACCCUGACCCCCUUCCCACAGGUCAAGUUUGGCCAGGUUCGACGCUUCGAAAAAAUAUAUAGGAAUAGAUGCAGGGACACAUCAGAGAUAUCCAUCGGCAUCCAGCAACGAGAUGCCUCUCUCUCUGUAACGUGGUGUGAGUGUCGGUAUAAUUCACAGCCCCGAUCACAUCCAACACCUCAUUUCAAAUGCCAUUGGUAAAGGUCGGCAUUUACAUGUCUAAUUUGCGCCUGUCGGAUUGAGCGCCGGGGAUUAUUCCUAGCCAUCCCUCUAAUCAUUUACACGUUCAGGAGGGGCGUGGUCCUGAAUAUCACAUGCACUGGAAUGUAGCUGCUUUGGAACAGUCGAGAAUCAGAUGUAAUAAAAUGUAAGUUGUGAUUUGAUGUUCCAAAAUGGCAUAGGUCCUAUUGGUGAUUUGAUGUUAGACAUUAGAUGUGCCAAGUAUACGUCAGUGUAACUGGAUAGGUGGGGUUUAGUUUAUAAAGCACAUUAUAGGGUUAGUUGAGAGAUUGAUUCUAAAGCCAUUGCUGCGCAGCUGCACUAUAUGAAAUACCAUUAUCCACAUGCAGAUUUCAAUUUGGCCAUGGGUAUUUUAUAGACAUGAUAGUCAUUGCUAAUUGAGACCACUAGAUGCCCCCUUCCUGCUAGCAUUGGCACGCAAUAGUGAGGAAGCACUAAAAGAAAGUUGAUACUAUAAUCUGCGACAGGUGGUCACACCUUGACAGCCUGAUCUUAUCUGUCAGGUUUGCCUUGUAAAUGUAGGAUCGACUGACUGUAUAAUGUGUCAUAUAGAGUUCCCUUCCUCAGCCUGAUGUUGUUGUUGUUGACAUGUCCGAUGUUGUUGUUGUCACCCCCUCCAGGUGAGAAGCCGUUUGAGUGCAAGCUGUGCCACCAGCGAUCCAGGGACUACUCGGCCAUGAUAAAACACCUGCGCACCCACAAUGGCGCCUCGCCCUACCAAUGCACCAUCUGCCUGGAGUACUGCCCCAGCCUCUCAGCCAUGCAGAAGCACAUGAAGGGCCACAGGCCCGAAGACAUCCCCCCGGACUGGAGGAUAGAGAAGACCUACCUGUACCUCUGCUACGUC